Molecule: messenger RNA, 1910 nt
Organism: Ostrinia nubilalis (European corn borer)
Lineage: Eukaryota; Metazoa; Arthropoda; Insecta; Lepidoptera; Crambidae
Exons: 10
Coding region: 69-1910 (613 amino acids)
Biological process (GO): regulation of potassium ion transport; regulation of muscle contraction
Cellular component (GO): striated muscle dense body; plasma membrane
Molecular function (GO): potassium channel regulator activity
Source: RefSeq, a predicted model, not a curated record
GGGAUUGAUGGUGAAAACGGGCAUUAGUCCUACGUAAUACGAGCAUGCGCGCGAGGUGAUUAGUGCGUAUGGGCAGCCUACCGGACCUGACCGAGCGCUCGCGUCCGGCCGCCGGACGCGCCGCUGCCCGGACGGUGUCCGACCCGCACCGGCACCGAGCGAUCAUUGCCCAGAUCCCAGUGAGCACGAUAUGCAAGAAGGAAUGGCCGUGGAAAAAGCCGAAGACGCCGUCAAGAGCUGCAGUGCCUGUCGCGCCGCGCCGGCGGGACUCCGCCACGUCCUCGCUCGGCGCCGCCUCCGUCCGCCGGCUCCUCACCAGACAACCCCCAAAAGUUCCCAAACCUGUCGUCCAGCGAUUCACCCUUCUCUGUCUCUCCAGCGGUCUAUGCGCCACAGCACUCCUCCCGUUCACUGCCUUCGCUGGAGCAGAAGCAGGGGGCAUGCCACUCGCCAUCAUGCAUGCGAUAGCCGCCAUUGUAGCACCCUUCUCGCCACUGAUUCUCCAAAAAACCGGAGUUCGAAUCGUGAUUGCCGCCUCCCACAUCCUAGUAUGUCUCUUACUGACCGCUCACACUGUUGCAACUCCACUGUCAAUUCUACUACCGCUGUAUGGCAUUUGCGGCAUGACUCUCUCUCCCAUGUCACUGGCGCUGUACGUAUCGGCGACAUCGUUGUCGCAAGCGGCUGGCGAUGAGACCAGGAGGAAGAUCGCGCUCAGAAGAGCGUUAAGAGCGCUGAGGGCCGCUCAAGACUUCGGCCUUGUCGUCGGGUCGCUCAUGCUCGGCGGAGCGCUGAUGAUCUGGCCGGAGGACUUGACGCCGCUCGGCCAGCUGACUCCGGCGCCGACGAACGCGUCUGUAAGAUGGCCUCCUUCAGAAGAGUACUUUUUAGAAGAUGAUUAUGAGGAACGGACAUGCGGCGCCGCUGGUUGCCCCAACACCCAGUCGGUGGCCGGCACGUCGCUCAGCGCCGACGGGCGCCGGUGGCUGGUGGCGGCGUGGGCGGCGCUGGCCUUCGCCGCGAUAAGCGCGGGCGUGUACGGCGCCCCAUCGGCGCCGGCGCCGCCGCCCGACUCGCGCUCCACCGUGCGCGACCCGAGGGCCCUGCUAGGAGCGCCUAUGGGUCUGUUCAUUGGACUGCAACAGGGAUUCAUUUAUACUUCUUAUAUUAAGUGGUACGGCGUGUGCGUGGGCGGCUGGUGGUGCGCCUGGCGCGCGCUGGCCGGCGCGGGCGCGUUGCAGGCGCUCGCAGCGGCCACCCUCAGCAUGGCAGCAGCACGGGGGCGGCGGGGCGCGCUGGCGGCCGGCGGCGCGGCGGCGCACGCGUCGCUCCUGCUGGCUCUCCUCCGCUGGCGCGCCGCCCGCACCGACCUGGCGCUUCCCGCCGUGGCCGCUGCUGCCUGGGGCGCCUGCGCCGCGCUCUGGGACGUGCUGCAGGCGCAGCAGGUAACACUAGCGACAGUAGGACCCCGCGGGUGGCGGGCGGCGCACGCGUCGCUCCUGCUGGCGCUGCUCCGCUGGCGCGCCGCCCGCACCGACCUGGCGCUGCCCGCCGUCGCCGCUGCUGCCUGGGGCGCCUGCGCUGCGCUCUGGGACGUGCUGCAGGCGGGCGCGUGCGUGGGCGGCGCAGGCUGGCGCGGCGCGUGGGCGUGGCUGCUGGGCGCGCGGCACGCGGGGCUGGCGCUGGGCUGCGGCGCGCGCCAGCUGCUAUGCGUGCGCGCACAGCUCGCCGCGCUGGCCGUCGCGCUGCCUGCCGCGUUGGCUGCACACGCCGCGCUCGAGCUUAGGCAGAGGAGAGAACGUCAGAUGACCAUGACGCUGCCCGCCGCGCUGGCCGCGCACGCCGCGCUCGAACUUAGGCAGAGGAGACGUAAGAUAGCUUGUCUUCGCGAGGCGCUACUGCUACGCUAG